Messenger RNA from Dictyostelium discoideum AX4, 4770 nucleotides. RefSeq names its product ankyrin repeat-containing protein (gene PIPkinA). Gene Ontology annotation, biological process: phosphatidylinositol metabolic process. The coding region runs from base 1 to 4770 and encodes 1589 amino acids. Gene Ontology annotation, cellular component: cytoplasm. NCBI's taxonomy places the organism in Eukaryota, Evosea, Eumycetozoa, Dictyosteliales, Dictyosteliaceae. The transcript has 2 exons. Gene Ontology annotation, molecular function: phosphatidylinositol kinase activity; kinase activity; ATP binding. The record is from RefSeq and is a predicted model, not a curated record.
AUGACAAUAUGUCAACCAAUUCCAUGUGGUGGAUCCUAUUUUUGGAAUAUAGUUGAACCAUAUAAAAAUGAUGAAUAUGUAUUUGUAAUGCAAAGUUAUAAUGGACCAUUUAGGUGGAAAUCAGAAGAAUAUAGAAUCGUUUUAAUGUGUGGUCCAAAUUCAAAUGGCUACAUUAUAGCCACAUCAACUUUAUUUAGUGAAAUCUUUUCAAAUUGGGAGAUUAUCACAACAAUUUAUAAAGAAAAGAUUGAAAAAACAGGUCUUAGUCAUUUCUCUGACACUUUUUUAAUACAACUAUAUAAGAAAUUAGCUAAAAAAUUAUCACAAGUUAAUUCUCCAAUCUUUACAGAAGAGGAACAAAAUAUUCAACCACCACCACAACCACAACUACCACCUCAACAACCACCACCACCACCUCAAAUACAAGAAUCACAACCAAUCCAAGAACAAAUUGAACAAAUUAUAUUACCAACGACAUUAGAAUUUCCAAAAAGUAGAGAUAAUGAAGAAAUUAAAAUUAUUAAAAAAAGAAAAAUCGUGGCAUUAUUUAAAACAUUAUAUAGAGUUGAUGCAAUGACAAUUAUUGAAAGGGAUUAUAGUUCAUCAAGUCAAUGGAUAGAAUGGGUUGAUGAGUCUACAGGAAUGAGACCAAUUCAUGUCGCUGUCGAAAGAAUGAAUGUUCAAUUGGUUAAAUAUUUAAUUGAACGUAAAGCAGAUGUAAAUAUAAAAGAUAAUCAAGGUUGGUCACCAUUACAUUUCUCAUCAUUUGCUGGUAGUUUAGAUAUUUGUCAAAUUCUAUUAGAUCAAGGUAAUGCUGCUGUUUUAACAAUUUCAAAAGAUGGUACAUUACCAUUACAUUAUUUAAUUAGACAUUGUUAUUCAAUAAAUGUACCAUCUUCAUCAUCAAAUAGUAAUAAUAAUAAAGAUAAUAAUAAUAAUAAUUAUAAAGAUAAUAAUAAGUUUAAUAGUAAUUUAUCAAUUAAUUAUAAUAAUGGUGGAGAUUGUAAUAAUUUAACAUUAAAACAAAAACAGGAAAGUAAUAAUAAAUUAUUUUCAAUUUUAUCAUUAUUACUUAGUAAAGGUACACCAAUAAAUGCAAAAACUAUACGUGGUGAAACUGCAUUACAUCGUGCAUGUUAUUAUGGUUCAGCACAGUCUGUUAAAUUUUUACAUCAAAAUGGUGCAGAUGUAAAUGUUCAAAAUUCACGUGGUGAAACACCACUUUAUUUCGCAGUUGUAAGUCGUCAACGUGAGAUUGUAAAACUUUUAAUCGAAUAUGGUAGUGAUGUUAAUAUUGGUGGUGAACGUUCUGCUUUAAAAGCUGCUGAUAAAACAAACCAAAAUGAAAUUUAUUAUUUUUUAGCUGGUUUUUCUGAUGAAAAAUCUGUAUCUGAUUCAAAAAGAGAUUAUUAUAAUAAUAAUGAUGAAAAUGAUAGCAAUAAUAAUAAUAAUAAUUAUAAUGAUGAAAAUGAUAAUAUUCAUAGACAUAAUCAAAAUAAUCAAGGUAAUAAUCAAAAUCAUUCAAUGGAUUGUUGUUCAAAGAUUGAAAAUGGUCAAGAAUGUAGUUGUGGUGAUUUAAGUAAUACAGCACAUCCAUUCUAUCCACAUGUUUUCGUUUUCAUUGAUUUUCCUGCUGGUACAACUCAUUGCUCCUAUUGUAAAUACUUAUUAUGGGGUAUUAGAAAACAAGGUUUCCAAUGUGAAGUUUGCUCAUACAUUGUUCAUUCAAGAUGUAAAAGACAAGCAACAUUAACAAAUACUUGUGGUAUACCUGAUUCAAAAGAAACUAUUUCUUCUUCAGUUGUAAAUGAUUUCUUAACAAAAUCAAGAGACCAAAAUAUUAAUAAUAAUAAUGAGGAAGAAGGUGUAGAAGUAGUAGAAGAAGAUCAUCAUCAUAAUAACAUCAAUAAUAACAUCAAUAAUAAUAAUAAAAGAUCACCACAAAGAAAACAAACAAUAAGACAACCAUUACAUAAACAAAAUAUUAAUAGAAAAAGAUUAGAAAGUUUAUAUAAUCAUUUCAUAACAUUGGAUAAAGAAAAGAAAGGUUCAAUUUUAAAAAAAGAUUUUGAAAAAUGUUUAGGUCCAAUCAUUAAUAGCUCAGAAUCAUUAUCAAAUGCUUUAUUUUUAGGUUUUAAUCCAAAAAAACAUGAUAAAAUGAGUUAUGUUGAAUUUUUAACUGGUGUUUCUGUAUUACAAAAUUCAACUUUUGAUAAACAAAUUCAAUUUUCAUUUAAAAUGCUAGCAGGUGAAAAAGGUUAUAUUACAGUGGAAGAGUUUUUAUCAAUUUUAGAAUCAAUCUAUUCUUCAUUAACAAAUUUAACUAUUGUAACAUGUAAUCCACAAGCAUUUCUAAAAAGAUUAUUCCCUGAAUUUUCAUUUAGUUAUCAAAGAAAACAAAAACUAUUAUUACAACAACAACAACAAUUACAGCAGCAACAACAACAACAACAACAACAGCAGCAACAAAAAUCAUCAUGGUCCUCAACUUCACCUUCACCUUCAUCAACUACUAAUUCUCUUAGAAAUAGUUUAAGACUAUCAAGAGCUAUAGAUAAUAAUAAUAAUCAUAAUAAUCAUAACCAUAAUCAUAAUAAUAGUAAUAUUAACAAUGAAGAUGAUUUAAAUCUUGAUUCAGAUUCAGACUCUGAUUCAUUCCCAACACCAUCAACCUCUCCACUUUUAUUUAAAAUUGGUAUAAAAAAUAAACAACAACAACAACAACAACAACAACAACAACAACAGCAACAACAACAGCAACAACAACAACAACAACAACAACAACAACAACAACAAGAACAACAGCAACAACAACAACAAGAAAACCAACAAAUAAUAAAAGAUGAGAAUGAAACAGUAGAAAAUCAAUCACAAGAGAUAAAGCAAAAAGAAGAUGAAAAUCAAAAAGAAGUUGAAAAUCAAAAACAAGAUUUAAAAAAUCAAAAAGAAGAAAAAGAAGAAGAGGAAGAAAUAAAGGAACAAAGAAAAUUUGAAACCAAAAAUGAUAAUUUUGUUCAAGUUAAUACAAAGAAAUCAGUUAGAGGUAGUAUAUUUUUUGCACCAUUAGAUUCACAUGAAAAAAUUAAUAAUAUUUCAAGUAUUGGUAAUCAUAGAUCUUUAAUUAGAAAUAGUAGUAGUAGUGUAUUAGAUAAUAAUAGUAAUAAUAGUAAUAAUAAUAAUAAUAAUAAAAACAAUAAUGAAUCUACAGCAACACCAAAUACAACUAAUUCAACAACACCAAUUACAUCAGCAACAACAUCAACAUCAUCAUCUCCAUCAUCAUCAUAUAAAAGUCAAUCAUUACCAGAUUUACCAUCACAUAUACCAAAAACACCAACAAAAUCAUCAAUUAUAAAUAAUAAUAAUAAUACAUCAAAAACAAUAACAACUAAAUCAUCAUCAUCAUUUGAAAAUGGUUUAAAUAAUAGUGGAAUUGAUAAUAAUUAUAUUAGUAAAAAAGAAAAAAUUGAAAAUGAUAAAGUUUUUCAAUUAAAUGGUAGAAUUUAUUUUAAAGAAUUUAAACAAGCAUUAUCAGAUAAUUUAUAUUUUGUAAAGAGUUUAGGUUUAGUUAAUCAUUAUGAAAAUCCAUUGAUUAGAGAAACUGAGGGUAAUGAUGGUCUAUUGGUUAAUCAUUCAUCGAAUUGGGUAACAUCACAAGGUAAAGAUGUAUCAAUUGGUCAUAUAAAUUGGGAGUUAAUUCAAUAUAUUAUGAUUGGUAUUAGAAGGUCUGCAGGUGAAGCCAUCGUACUAACCAAUAGAGCAACAUUGAAGCCUAAAGAUUUUGAAAUGGUUGUUGAAUUCAAAUAUGAUGGUUGGACAUUCAAAGAUCAUUACCCAUUAGCAUUCAAAAAGAUUAGAGAAAGAUUAGAAAUUGAUCCAAAGAUGUUUAUGUUUUCCUUGGGUCCUGAAAGAGUGUUUGGUAAUUUACUAUUAGGCAAUCUUUCAGUGUUGAGUGAAAUGAACUCUAGUGGUAAAAGUGGCAGUGUUUUCUUUAGAUCGACAGAGGGUGAUUAUUUAAUUAAAACCAUUCCAACACAUGAAGAAUCAAUAUUGAAAGCGGUUUUACCAACUUAUGUACAGCAUUUACAAAAAUAUCCAAAUAGUUUAUUAAUAAAGAUAUUGGGUUGUUAUACACUUCAAAUAAAGGGUAAAGCAGAGAUGAAAUUCUUGGUCAUGAAUAACCUUUUCUUCACUCCAUUACCAUUGUCUGAGAAGUACGAUUUGAAAGGCUCUGUCAUCAAUAGAAAAGUUGACAAGAAUGAUUUACUCUUACCUGAUAUCGCUUUAAAAGAUCAAGAAUUUCAUAGAAUACUCGAUAUUGGCCCAGAGUUUAAAGCACCAUUAUUAGAACAAAUCGAACAUGAUACAAUGUUUUUAGAAUCUCAUAAUAUCUGUGAUUAUAGUUUAUUGGUUGGCAUUCAUACUAUAGAUGAAAAUUCACCAUUGGCUCUUUCGGAUGAUGAUGAUCCUGAUCUUUCAAAUGUGGGUGGUGUUAAAAGAGACACUUGGAAAGUAUUGGAAGAAGAAUUCUUUAAAAAAACUAGUGGUAAAAUCUCUUUAUUUCAAAAGAAUUUUGGUGGUAUCCUUUCAAAAAAUAAAAAAGAAGUUUAUUUCAUCGCUAUCAUCGAUACUUUUACCGCUUGGGAUUGGUGGAAAAAGUCUGAACGUGCCUUAAAAUUCUUGGGUAAUGAUUUAGAUAAAAUAUCUGCUGUUAAUCCAACUGAUUAUCGAAAAAGAUUUCAACAUUAUGUUUCAAAAAUUGUUCAAUAA